AUGAACGACUUCGUUGAUCCGGAAGGAACUUUCAUGCCGGCCUCAAGUCCCAACGGCUUAGUGCCUAUUGCAAUAGUGGGCUUUGGCUUCAAGUUUCCCCAAGAUAUCACAAACGCUGAGAGCUUGUGGAAGCUAUUGAUGGAGCGUCGAUCUACCAUGACUGAGAUUCCUCAGAAUCGAUGGAACAUUGAGGGUUUCUACAAAGAGCAUGGCCAUCGACCUGGUACCGUAAAGAACCGAGGUGGCCACUUUCUCGCGGAUGAUCCCGCCCGCUUCGACGCCCCUUUCUUCUCCGUCCAGCCCGCGGAAGCGGAGUGUAUGGACCCUCAACAACGCCUCUUGUUGGAGACGAGCUAUCAUGCUCUCGAGAACGCUGGUAUUCCUAUGAAAGCAGCCAUGGGCACCAGGACUUCAGUUCACGUUGGCUGUUUACUCCAAGAGUAUAGCCAGAUCUCUCAGCGUGAUUCUCAGAUGCCUGGUGACUACCGUAUCGUCGGAUCCAGUGGCUUGGCUAUGUUGGCUAACCGACUAAGUUGGUUCUAUGACUUCAGCGGCCCAAGCAUGACGGUUGAUACGGCUUGCUCAGGUGGGCUCGUCGCUUUUCACCUAGCAUGUCAGGAGCUUUCAGCUGGUAGUGUAGAUAUGUCACUUGUCUGCGGUAACAACUUGUGCCUACUCCCAGACUCGACAGCACUCUUGAGUAGCCUCAAUAUGAUGUCCAAAGACAGUGUCUGUUAUUCAUUCGAUGAGCGCGCAUCGGGCUAUGCUCGAGGUGAGGGCUUUGGUGUACUCAUCCUCAAACGACUCGAUACAGCCAUUGCAGAUGGAGACACCAUUAGGGGUGUCGUGCGAUCAACUGGCUGUGGACAAGAUGGGAACACUCCCAGCAUCACAUCGCCCAGCCAAUCUGCUCAAGAGCGACUCAUUCGUGAGACAUAUGCGCGGGCAGGCCUUGAUCUUGGUGAUACUCGCUAUUUCGAGGCGCAUGGCACCGGUACUCCAGUGGGAGAUCCUUGCGAAGCUGCAGCUAUUAGCAACGUUUUCUCUUGUCGGACGCCUGAAGACCCGAUCUUCGUGGGUGCCCUCAAAAGCAACAUGGGUCAUCCUGAAGGCGCUAGUGGAAUCGCGGGUGUGAUUAAGACGCUUCUUGUUCUAGAGAAGGGCAUCAUUCCACCGAAUGUAUAUCCUGAGCGCAUCAGCCCGGCUGUUGCGGCGGCUGGCCCCAACUUGAAGUUUCCGCUCGUACCGGCAACCUGGCCGACGGAUGGUAUUCGACGCGCGAGUGUGAACUCAUUCGGGUAUGGAGGCACGAACGCCCACGUUGUUCUGGACGAUGCGCUGAGCUUUCUUCGUGAUCAUGGUUUGUCCGGCCAACAUUGCACUGAAGUGCUUGACGGUAGCAAAGGAGCAGCUGAACCAGCCACCUACGAUGGCCUAGCGAUCAAUAGUGAGGACGGCAGCUAUAGCACGGGUACUAACGCAUAUUCGCAAUCCUUUGCAGACGAUACGCCACCUGAUAUCAUGGACGACUACGAAACCGCCCCAAAGCUGUUCGUACUAUCCGCAUUUGACGAGCGUGCCGUCCAGCGAUCUAUCCCCACUUUCGAAAAGUGGUUGUGCAAUCAUGCGAACGAUGAGAAUGAUCACCGGAUUCUUAAUGAUGUAGCGUACACCUUGGCUGAGAAGCGAACGUCAUUUCCAUGGAAGACUGCUUGCGUUGCUUUGCCAAAUCUGCUCUCGCAACUCUCCUGGUCUACCCCUACGCGAGUCAAACAGCGAGUGAAUCUGUGUUUCGUCUUCACCGGUCAAGGUGCACAGUGGGAUGGAAUGGGGCGCGAACUCAUGGGGUACGCACCGUUUCGGGACGCCAUGCUUGGAGCAGAUCGGUACUUCAAGUCACUUGGCAGUAAAUGGUCCCUUAUCGACGAAUUAUACCUCAAGUCGAAAGACGAUUCAAUCAUCCAUCAACCGGAGCUUAGUCAGCCUAUCUGCACCGCUCUGCAGGUGGCCAUCCAUGACUUGUUGAUCUCCUGGAAAGUUCGCGCUUCAAUAUCUGUGGGUCACUCUUCGGGUGAGAUCGCUGCCGCUUAUGCUAGUCGUGCAAUCUCACAAGAGUCUGCCUGGAUGAUUGCUUACUUUCGAGGUCUAGCAGUCGCCAUCACUCAGACUAUCAAUCCUUCUCAGGGCGCCAUGAUAGCUGUCCAGGCCCCCUUUGAAACUUGGAAACAUAUCAUGAACAAGCAGAAUGCAGAAUAUCCAACCAAUCCCGUCGUUAUCGCCUGCUACAACAGCCAGAGUAGCUUCACACUUUCAGGUACACAUAGCAUGAUUCACCAAAUGGCUAUCGCUCUCAAACAAGCAAAUGUCGAAGUUCAUACUCUCAAGAUCGACGUUGCUUAUCAUUCACAUCACAUGAAGCCAGUUGCUGAUGUUUAUGAGAAGCUGCUUCGGACGAUCGAGCCUGGUGAACAAGUAGAGGCUCAACCGUCCUUUGUCUCUACCGUCACUGGGAAGAAUAUUCAGCAACUCAACGAGCUGCAUACUUCUGAAUAUUGGCAACGAAAUCUUACUGGAUCAGUACAGUUCUCAGCUGCGUUGCAGGAUAUAUGCGCACGACAAGAUGCCUCGACUUGUUUCUUUCUCGAGAUCGGCCCUCAUUCUGUUCUACGUUCACCGCUACGUGAUAUACUCAAACAAAGCGGAAGAGAUGUUGCGAUCGACUACAGCUCUGUGUUACGGCGUGACCACGCCGCCAACAUUACAGCUCUGGAAUGUGCUGGGAAGCUCCACACCAUCGGCGCAACUAUCGAUAUAGCUGAAGUUAAUAAGGACAGCGACAUCAGUCCCAAAUUCCUACCCUCACUCCCAUGUUAUCAAUUUGAAGACAAGAAAAGAUAUUGGCUCGAAGGCCGAACGAGCAUUCAGUACCGUCAAACACAAUUUGUGCAUCAUGAGCUUCUUGGCUCGCGCACACCCGACUGGAACGAGCACGAAGCACGUUGGACAAAUCGUAUUCUUCUAGACCAAUCCCCAUACCUUCAAGAUCAUCAGAUUAACGGUCUUUGCCUCAUGCCUGCUGCGGGAAUGCUUUCGAUGGCUAUCGAAGCCACGCGCCAGUACUAUGGUCAUCAAACCGCAGCUGUAUCAGGCUAUAAGCUCAAAGACGUCACAUUCACCAAAGCCAUGACACUUUCAGCAGACGCUCGUGGCACAGAAAUUCAGCUCACAUUACGGCCCGCAGUGGUCGAAUCACGUGAUGUGCAGCCGGGUAGCUUAUGGAAUCAAUUCUCCCUCUUCUUACAUGAGGAUGGCGGAUGGCACCUGUGCUGUACAGGAUUCGUUGCGAUUGAAUACGGCAAUCACCAUGACAGUUCUGGAGAUCUUGCCGAAUGCGCGACGGCAACGAAAGAGAAGAAACAGGCAUACCUCGCAGCUUCAGAGAAAUGUCGCAUUGUUAUCGACAGUGCUGACAUCUACGAUGCUUUUAGUCGAGCUGGUCUUACGUACGGUCCAACGUUCAAGGGCAUGCGCAACGUCAAAUGGGAUCAGCACAACCAGGCUACAGGUACGAUUGGCCUUCGAGAUUGGCAGACGCAUGCGAAGUUCAGCUACAGCGAUCCGCACCUUAUUCAUCCAGCUGCGUUGGACGCUAUUCUUCAGAUGACGUUUCCAGCUUACUCCAUCUACGCAAAGGACUCAUCAGCUACCACCGUGCCGACGGGCUUUAGUAACGCCUGGUUCUCUGUCAAGCUGAUGCGCGAUUCAUCAGAUGCGCAAGAUGUGGCCGUGCAUGCGAAGGUUUCUGGACGUGGAUUCCGCAACAAGCUCUUCUCCGUCACCGCAGCGUUUGCCAAUACGCAGGAAAUCUGCUUCUACGGUGAUCUAGAGACUUCCACCAUCGGUCGCAAUAGCCCAUCGGCGGGCAACAAAGAAGGGCGUCGAAGCUUGUACCGAAUAAACUGGCAACCUGCCGAAUUCCAUCAUCUGACGACUCUGUCACCUCGUUUAGCGACGUCCAAGUCUUGCAUUCACAUCAUCUAUGAUGAGUUAGAGCCAUUGCAGUUAGACUUGAUGCAUACUCUUCGGCGAACAAUGUCAGCGCAAGGCGACGUCGGCGUAGCUCUAGUCACAUGGAGCUCGAUCGCCCAGCAUGAGCUUGACAAGGCUUCUUGCAUAUUUCUUCCUGGUUUAGACGGAAAUCUACUUCAGCGCAUGCAAAAGGACGAGCUCGCGAAGAUCAAAAGUCUGCUCUCGAAAGCUAGUACCCUCCUGUGGAUCACUUUCCAACACCAAGCGAUUGACCAAAGCCCUACGGAAGGCCUCGUUUCGGGACUGGUACGUACGCUGGCGACCGAGUCUGAAGACUACCGGCUCUCGAGCAUUAGCCUUGAUCUUGAGACUGGGCUUGACACAGUUGCUGCCAACAUUGUUAAGGUUGCCACCACGCUACUAGAACCGCAAAUUGACCCAGAAGACGAGUACUGCGAGAUCGAUGGUCGUCUGUGCACUCCGCGUGUGGUUGACGACGCGGAGCUCACUGUCCAAGCACUGCCUACUGAAGACACUGUCGUUUACGUCACCAAGCCUUGGAGCGAACUUGACAGCCCAAAGCUGACCAUUGGUGCCGCAGGUGUCUUGAACACACUGCACUAUGAGCAAACUUCUAUCAGAAUCAAUGAGCUUGCGUCAGAUGACGUAAUCAUUCAAGUAAAGGCAGUCGGUCUUAACAUGCGGGACAUCUUGGUAGCCCUUGGCCAAGUUCACGACGAAACCUUUGGAAGUGAAAUUGCUGGAGUUGUGGUAAGCACCGGAUCGUCGCAUGAUGCAGGCUUUCAAAUUGGCGAUCGCGUCUUCGGCGUGACACGAGAUGGCGUCGCGCAACUUGCUCGCUGUAAAGUCUCACAGCUUCAGAGAGUUCCAGAUAAGAUGAGCUUCUGCGAGGCCGCAGCCUACCCUGUGGCUUUCUGCACUGCCUAUUAUAGCUUGAAACAGUGCUAUAGCAUGAAGAGCGGCGACUCGAUCUUGGUUCACGAUGCCGCUAGUGUGUUGGGUCAAGCGAUUAUCAAGAUUGCCGCUUUUCAUGGGUACACAAAGAUCUUUGCGACAGUAAGCACGGCUGAUGGAGCUUUCUUCCUGGAAAACACUCUACAUAUUCCGAAGUCGAACAUAUUCUCGACCGACAGCCUCGAUCUUCAACAUGGUAUCCUCCGCUUGACGAAUGGUCAAGGCGUCGCGGUCGUAGUGGGCUCUGAAGAUCGUUUAAGUGAUUCUUGGCCGUGUAUCGCCUCCUUCGGACGCUUUGUUGGAGUUGGAGAGAAGGACAUUUUCCACUCGACCGCCAAUAGCUCAAAAGACAUUGUGCUUCCAUCUACCACGAAAAACAUUGCUUUUGUCAGCGUCAACUUUCAAGAGUUGGCCAAGAGCCAUGUAUUUGCUGACAUCUUCAAGCAUGUGUUGAUGCUUAUAGGAGACGAUAAGGUCACCAUUGCUUCACCUCCAAAUGUUUUCAAGCAGAGCGAGAUCGAGCCCGCUUUCCGGCGGAUUAAGGACGUAGACAUGGUGGAAAAGGUAGUAAUCGAGAUGGACAGUGACGAGAUUGUAGUGAUGGAACUCGCUCAGGAUUCCGCAAAGCCCCUUUUCCGCCCAGACGCCAGCUACAUCAUCGCUGGUGCGUUUGGAGGUAUAGGCCAGAGCAUUGCUAGGUGGAUGAUACAACAUGGAGCCAAGCAUCUCAUCUUACCAUCAAGGUCACCAGUCGAUGGCACUGGAUCAGAGCGUGAUCACUUGGUGCAGGAACUGAAAGCUCAAGGCGCAGCGGUAUAUGCUCCGGUGUGCGACAUCGCCAAUCGUGAUCAGCUUAGGGAUAUGCUUAUGUCCUUUGCUCAUCUUCCGGCAGUCAGGGGAUGUAUUCAAGCAGCAAUGGUAAUGCGAGAUUCGUCCUUUGCGAACAUGACAAUGGAGAAGUGGCACGAGUCGCUCGCGCCCAAGGUAGACGGCUCCUGGAACCUACACCAGCUCUUACCGCUGGGCCUCGAUUUCUUCAUCAUGCUGUCAUCCUCAACUGGCAUUAUGGGUUCGUUUGGUCAAUCAAACUACACCGUCGGAAACACAUAUCAAGACGCACUAGCAGCACAUCGAAUGCGCCACGGCCAGCGCGCCCACGCUCUCGCACUCAGUAUGGUCACAGGCGUCGGCUACGUUGCCCAGAACGACCAAGUACAAGCUCUACUCCGCGUACGUGGCAUGCUGGAGGAAGUACCCAUGGAUGAUAUCUACAACCUUCUCCGGUUCUGCUGCGACCCGGAGCGUGUUGACACUAGCACAGUCGGUUCCCAGAUCAUCACACCCUUGACUCUGCCGGCUGAUCUUCGAGCAAUGGGUAUCGUUGCACCUCUGGGUAGUACGCGGCCAAUCUACCACUACUUGGACACACUUCCCUCACGCUUCUCCUCGGACACGGCAUCCGCCGAAGCCAAGGACCGCCCUUCGUACAAGCUUUCCGAAGCUACUUCGCUGGCUCAAGCUACAGAUAUCGUUGUCGAAGCUAUACAAACUCAGCUAUCCAGUCUUCUCGUCGUUAGCAGAGAUGACAUUGACUCCCAAAAGGCGAUUUAUCGGUACGGUGUAGACUCUUUGGUAGCGGUGGAGAUGCGCAAUUGGUUUUCGAAGGCUAUCGGAGCGGAUGUCGGGACGACGGACAUCAUGAGUGAUAUCAGUAUCUGGUUAUUGGCAGUCAAGGUUGCGGGGAAGAGCAAGUUUGUUAGGGACGAGCUGAAGGAAUAA
Molecule: messenger RNA, 6783 nt
Organism: Alternaria postmessia
Lineage: Eukaryota; Fungi; Ascomycota; Dothideomycetes; Pleosporales; Pleosporaceae
Product: Type I Iterative PKS
Exons: 3
Coding region: 1-6783 (2260 amino acids)
Biological process (GO): fatty acid biosynthetic process; secondary metabolite biosynthetic process
Molecular function (GO): phosphopantetheine binding; oxidoreductase activity; fatty acid synthase activity
Source: RefSeq, a predicted model, not a curated record